This is a messenger RNA of Mucor mucedo, 1213 nucleotides long. RefSeq lists its product as uncharacterized. The transcript has a single exon. Bases 5 to 1183 code for a protein of 392 amino acids. The record is from RefSeq and is a predicted model, not a curated record. Lineage: Eukaryota; Fungi; Mucoromycota; Mucoromycetes; Mucorales; Mucoraceae.
CCUUAUGCAAUGCAACGGGGACCCACUAUUUUUAAAUUUUUCCUUCUCUUUUUCUUUAUUCAUCGGCAUGAGUACGCAAUUAGAGAAUGUACAAGCCAUCUCACUCACGAGUAACGAGAUGGAGAUAGCAGGAGAAGGAACGGAGUCUAUUACUGUGACUAUCAAAGACGAAGAGGAAGAAGAAGGAGGAGGAGGCUAUAAAAGGAUGGAUUUGAAAGGGGAGUCUGAAUCGGACAAGGACCUGAUUAUUUAUUCCUUAAACGAAUCAUUGCAGAUUCAUAAAGAGAUUGUGGAACGCACGCAAAAUGAAAAGGAUGACAUUGAGGAUCAAUUUGAACAAGAGAGGAUGAACCGAGAGAAUGAGCGUAUGCAAAUCGUACCCAGACGAGAUAGUGAACUGGGACAAUUACAGGCGAUCUAUGAUGCUGUCGCUGCUGAAUUAGAAGCCAAGAAAUUGGACUAUCAGCGCAUGGAAUCUCGCUUUCAUUCGCAUGUAAAGAAGAAAUCUAGCGAAACACAGGAUAUCCAAACGAUUCAUACUCAGUUGAUCCGAAUGCUCAGUCAAAUUAACAAUUUAUGCGUGUCCACUAUUAAAAAACAAAACACCGAAUAUAUCUUGAAUCUCUUUAGGGACAAUACCAUGAUUCAACAGCACUUUGUGCAAGAGAAGGAUACCCAUUUUCUGGUGGAGAAAUACAUGAUGGAUAUCAUUUUAAAGGACAUCUUUAGUACAUCCAUUCAUCCCGGUGUGUCCUUGAACAAUUCAUUUGGCGCUAUUCAUGACUGGAUCGAAAAACGCAAUGUAUCCUGGGCGGCCCGGCUAAAACAACAAAUUUCGCAGUUUGUCAAACAAUCGGACGAGCAAUCGGUGGAGAUUGAACAAGCGAAAGGGCAGAUUACAUCGCAUGUUUUAGAUUUCCUUAGCCGUUUCUAUGACAACAUUCACUUGUUGGAAGAGACGGUGCUAUGCAUUGUCAAUGAAGCCUUCGAAUUAAACUUGCUGCUAAAGUCACAGGGAGAGGACACGGUCCAGAUGAUGUCGAUCAGUCAAGGCACACAAUAUAACAGCGAUAUCAUGACCGCCGUAAAUGAGGGCGAUCAUGUGCUAUUUGUGAUCUCGCCACCUUUUGCGGCUAAUGGAGUUGACGGUUUUAUUAUACCAGCCAAAGUUUAUUGCGUUUAAUUCUUUUCCUUUUUUUUUUAUUUUCCAUUC